CAAUUUUCUCUACUAUUCGAGUACUCAAAGUUCUUUUUACCUCGCGGCACGAUGGGUAUUUCGCGGGAUCAUUGGCAUAAGCGGAGAGCCACGGGUGGAAAGAGAAAGCCCAUCCGUAAGAAGAGGAAGUUUGAGUUAGGACGUCCAGCUGCAAACACUAAGCUUGGACCACAGCGGAUUCAUACGGUCCGUACACGAGGAGGUAAUAAGAAGUACAGAGCUCUUAGAUUGGAUACAGGAAACUUCUCCUGGGGCUCUGAGUGUAGUACCAGAAAAACUCGUAUCAUCGAUGUUGUUUACAAUGCGUCUAACAAUGAAUUGGUGCGAACUAAAACUCUGGUGAAGAAUGCCAUUGUCACCAUUGAUGCCACGCCAUUCAGACAAUGGUAUGAGGGUCAUUACGUCCUUCCUCUCGGCCGCAAAAGGGGUGCUAAAUUGACGGAAGCUGAGGAGGAAGUAUUGAACAAAAAACGUUCCAAAAAAAGCGAAUCCAAAUACAAGGCUAGACAGCGAUUUGCUAAGGUUGAACCUGCUUUAGAAGAGCAGUUCGCAACGGGACGUGUUCUUGCUUGCAUAGCAAGCAGACCUGGCCAAUGUGGCAGAUCGGACGGAUAUAUUCUGGAAGGCAAGGAACUCGAGUUUUAUAUGAGAAAGAUCAAGAGCAAGAAGGCUAAAUAAAUAUGAAAUGUAUAAUGAAUAAAAAAAAUCUUGAAAUAUAAGAAAAAUCUUA
Linepithema humile (Argentine ant) is the source of this 730-nucleotide messenger RNA. RefSeq names its product ribosomal protein S8 (gene RpS8). NCBI's taxonomy places the organism in Eukaryota, Metazoa, Arthropoda, Insecta, Hymenoptera, Formicidae. Gene Ontology annotation, biological process: translation; maturation of SSU-rRNA from tricistronic rRNA transcript (SSU-rRNA, 5.8S rRNA, LSU-rRNA). Gene Ontology annotation, molecular function: structural constituent of ribosome. The record is from RefSeq and is a predicted model, not a curated record. Gene Ontology annotation, cellular component: ribosome; cytosolic small ribosomal subunit.